Thunnus maccoyii (southern bluefin tuna) is the source of this 1176-nucleotide messenger RNA. RefSeq names its product olfactory receptor 4D9-like. Gene Ontology annotation, molecular function: G protein-coupled receptor activity; olfactory receptor activity. The transcript has a single exon. Gene Ontology annotation, cellular component: membrane. The record is from RefSeq and is a predicted model, not a curated record. The coding region runs from base 19 to 819 and encodes 266 amino acids. Gene Ontology annotation, biological process: G protein-coupled receptor signaling pathway. Lineage: Eukaryota; Metazoa; Chordata; Actinopteri; Scombriformes; Scombridae.
CUUGCUAUAUUAGCCAAUAUGAUGAACAUCCUCUUCAUCAUAUAUGACAAGCGUUUACACAAACCAAUGUAUCUUCUGAUUUGCAACCUUGCUGUUGUUGAUAUACUAUACACGUCCAGUAGCAGUCCAACAAUGAUUGGGGUUCUAGUUGCUGGUGUUAAAACCAUAUCCUAUGUGCCAUGCUUCAUUGCAAUGUUUGCUUUCCACUUGGGAGGGGUAAUGGUGACAUUUGCUUUAUCGAUUAUGGCAUUUGAUCGAUUGAUUGCUAUUAGUUGCCCAUUUAAGUACCACAGUUAUUUAACAAAUGUGCGCACUCUUGUCCUUACAUAUAUCCUGUGGAUUGUUGCCUGUGGUUUUGCGUCCUAUCUGCAAGCAAUCCUGCUACCUCUCCCUCACUGCCACUCAAAGCUGAAGCAUAAUUUCUGUGAAUUUGCUGCCAUAAUACGAACUACAUGUGUUGAUCUCACACCCUAUUUCAAUCUGGUUGCCGUUAUAGUAUUUAUUUAUUUAUUUUUCACUUUCACGUUUAUUUGCCUGUCAUACAUCUUGAUCAUAUUUUUUGUUAAAUUAUCCUCAAAUAGUAACAAAAGGAAAAUGGGCAGCACUUGUUUGAGUCACUUGAUUGUGGUAACGUGUUAUUACUGUCCAGUAUUUGUUAUCGUUGUCUUGACCAGGAUGGGUGUGGUAUUAACUCUUGAGGCUCGCCAUGGCUUAUUGAUCGGGACCAUCCUCGGUCCAUCUCUUGUAAAUCCUUUUGUGUACUGUCUUAGGACAAAAGAAAUUAGAUGUAAGAUCUUGGGAAUUUUCAAAAGCAGUUGAGACAUUUCAGUAGAUCCUCAUGAAUUGUCAAUUUGUUAAUACUUUAUUAUGGAAGAUGCAUCCUUUUAUGAUCUAAGUAAUAUGAUAUAAUGAUGGAAUCAUUCAUCCAUGUAUUUUCUGAACUGUUAAUCCUGUUUAGGGUUGUAAUGGACAGAAGCUUAUCCCAACAAACAUUGGGUGAGAAGCAGUCUACAUCCCGGUCAAUUCAGCAAUCUAUUGACAAACACAGUCACACUUACAUGUUCACAGCAAUUUAGACUUUCCAGUCAACCUAACCUGCAUGUCUUUUGACUGUGGGAGGAAACUGGAGGAAACCCACACAGAGCCAAGGAAAAACAUGCAAACUCUCUCAUAACU